Molecule: messenger RNA, 1280 nt
Organism: Morus notabilis
Lineage: Eukaryota; Viridiplantae; Streptophyta; Magnoliopsida; Rosales; Moraceae
Product: abscisic acid receptor PYL9
Exons: 3
Coding region: 218-781 (187 amino acids)
Biological process (GO): abscisic acid-activated signaling pathway
Cellular component (GO): cytoplasm; nucleus
Molecular function (GO): abscisic acid binding; signaling receptor activity; protein phosphatase inhibitor activity
Source: RefSeq, a predicted model, not a curated record
UUAUUUUUUUCUUUUCUUAGAAUUACAGGCUUUUAUUUUAUUUUGUUUAUUUAUUUAUUUAAUUUUAUUUUGCUGGGGAGGUCGCUGGCUGCAACAAAGGGGAAGAGGUAGGCUUUAAUUUAUCCCCGCCCGUCUGGAAGAGUCCUCGGUCUCCGAAUGCUCUCUGAUCCUUAUUUUUAGAGAGAGAAAGGGAGUCUAGAGAGAGAAAGAUAAAGAAAUGAACUUUGUUGGCGAUUCAUACGGAGCAAUGGAGGUUCAGUACAUCCGUAGGCACCACAGGCACCAGACCAGAGAGAACCAGUGUACCUCCGCCUUGGUCAAGCACAUCAAAGCCCCUGUUCAGCUCGUAUGGUCACUGGUAAGGAGAUUUGAUCAACCCCAGAAGUACAAACCCUUUGUUAGCCGGUGCAUCGUGAAGGGGGACCUUGGAAUUGGGAGUGUUAGAGAAGUCAAUGUUAAAUCUGGGCUUCCUGCUACGACCAGCACCGAGAGAUUGGAGUUUCUCGACGACGAGGAGCACAUUCUCGGCGUCAAGAUUGUUGGUGGCGAUCACAGGCUAAGGAAUUACUCUUCGAUUAUUACAGUUCAUCCUGAGGUUACUGAGGACGGGAGAUCAGGAACACUGGUUAUUGAAUCCUUUGUGGUGGACGUUCCCGAUGGAAACACCAAGGACGAGACAUGUUACUUUGUUGAGGCCUUGAUCAGGUGCAACCUCAAAUCUUUGGCUGAUGUCUCUGAGAGGAUGGCUGUGCAGGACAGGACCGAGCCUAUCAACCAAUGAUGGAUCUGGGGGAUGACACGGGAGUUAAUGACUACAGUUAGGCUUUUUGAUCUCAGAUGCUGUCUACAGAUAGGUAGGAUGUCCCUCCACUUUUUAGGAGUUUUUGGCUACACUGCUGGAUUAUGUCUUCGUCUUGUGGAUAUCCUUUCACUCUCUUCUCAUCUGCUCUGGCGUUGCAUAUCUCACCGUGAAAAAAAAAGGUUGCUGCUGGGUUCUUACUUAUCGUGAUGUCCAUACGAUGGCGAGCUUGUUCACAUAGGCUAUUUCUUAAGUGAAAAUAAGGAGUUCUUAUAUCACUUACAAUAUUCAUGGCCAUGGUGCUACCAACUUUUCUAUAACUCUUUAUCUGUAAAUAGUGUGGUUUAUGUGGUACCUGUGGACUGGGGUUUUCAUCUUGUGGGUUGCAGGCCAGGAAAUAUUCAGUGGGAAAACCAGCGCUGCUUUGUGUCGUUUGUUUUGUAUAUACUGCAAUCUUAAUAAAUUAUUUUAAUUGCUUUAA